AUGAAGACUCCCAUCGUCUCCCUUCUGGCGGUGUGGCCAUUGCUCGCUGCAGCGGGCGUUAGCCUCUCCUCGUCGUUGCUCGGGCCUGAGACAGUGACCAUCGAACAUUGUUCAACCAUCAGACAAGGAAAUAACGUGCCACGAGUGACAACAACCACGUACGCGAGAACCAUUACCAUUCCAGUCCAUGUGACCUCCAGUAUUACACCCACUGUCACAGUGACUCCGCCGGCAGUCACAAUCACCUCGACAACGAGUACUACCACCACCAGCACCGUUUCCAGUACGGCCGCCACACCCACCAGUACAUUCACGGCAACACUUACUCUGACCUCCUCCACCACCACUACUAGCACUAUCACGGCAUCGACGUCUACUUCAACGGAGGUUGACACAACCACAACCACAAGCACGACCACACUGACGUCGACCGUGCCAACCUCGUCGGGUUUCCUUCCUGUUAUCAGCACUCUCCCUGGCUCGGCUGAGAAGCGCAAACGGGAAGUGAAAGAGAGGCAGACCCAGUCGAGAAGAUCGUCUUAUACUCCGCCAUGGCAGAAGCCAUCGACCCAGUGUAAAGCACCCGCACCUUACCAGCCUUCCACGGGUGGCCAGGCGGUAUGGGACACAUGCGCGCAAUACCCUUCGGCAGUGGAGUGCCAGGAGCUUGUGGAGAUUUUCUCACCUAUUGUCACGACGGUCACAGCGACGGCGGUCUCGUCCACAUUGACGACAGCAACAACUACGACAAUUAUCACCUCAACUUCAACCGCUACUACUACAGCAACUGUCACUCCUCCAACUUUCAACUACACCACAACGACGACGACCAUGACCACUACCACGAUCACCGCCUUCAGCACCACUACACCCUCUACAACGAUAACCAGCACAUCCACCAUCACCGCAUCAGCAACGACCUCGACAGUCAGCUACGCAGCCUGCGCCACGCCCAAUCUAGUCGGCACGCUCAACGGCGACGGUGUCUACGACGCGAUCUAUCCUGGUGAGGAUACUACUCUCACUACCACGGACGACGGGACCGCCUACGACUGCUGUGCCUCGUGCAUCAGCAACGCGGCCUGCGCGGCGUCAGCCUUCAACGGGAACUUUGCCCCUGGCGAGCAGUGCUUCAACUUCGUUGCCACCGGCGGCGCCGGGGCCUGCACUACCGAAGGCGAAUACAGCUUUGGCGCGGAGUACGAUAGCAGCUUCCCACCGGACUCGGAGUAUUUCAUUUCAAACGGCAACUGUGGCUUCUACACCUACUCCGAAUCGGACUAG
Molecule: messenger RNA, 1284 nt
Organism: Fonsecaea multimorphosa CBS 102226
Lineage: Eukaryota; Fungi; Ascomycota; Eurotiomycetes; Chaetothyriales; Herpotrichiellaceae
Exons: 2
Coding region: 1-1284 (427 amino acids)
Source: RefSeq, a predicted model, not a curated record